UAGUAAGUAGCUCUCUAGUAAAAAAUGUCGCGUGUAACAAAACGUAAACAUGUUAUGAGGGAAAUGUUCAUUGAUGGUUUUCAACUGCCGAAAGAAAACCAGCAAAUUGUCCGAGUAGUGAGCAGUCGAGGAAACAAUCUGCAUGAGGUCGAACCGGCCGCAGAUGGCGGACAUUUUCUGGUUUCGAUGCCAACUAAGUUCCGCAAAACCAUUUGGGUGAAACGCGGCGACUUUGUCCUAGUCGAACCUAUUGAAGAAGGAUAUAAGGUCAAGGGAGAAAUGUGUAAAAUCUUGACAGCCGAGCACGUAAAAGAAUUUUCAAAGGAAGGAAUCUGGCCUCCUUCUAAACCCGAACUACCUUGCGGAUAAGUCCCCGGCUGCACG
Molecule: messenger RNA, 384 nt
Organism: Hermetia illucens (black soldier fly)
Lineage: Eukaryota; Metazoa; Arthropoda; Insecta; Diptera; Stratiomyidae
Product: probable RNA-binding protein EIF1AD
Exons: 1
Coding region: 25-369 (114 amino acids)
Biological process (GO): translational initiation
Cellular component (GO): nucleus
Molecular function (GO): RNA binding; translation initiation factor activity
Source: RefSeq, a predicted model, not a curated record